AUGACAAAGGGCACCACGUCGAUGGGGCAGCGCCACGGGCGUACGCACAUUUUGUGCCGCCGUUGUGGGCGCAACGCCUACCAUGUGCAGUGGGAGCGAUGCGCUGCCUGCGCUUACCCUCGCGCCCAGCGCCGACGUUACAACUGGUCUGUCAAGGCCAUCAAACGCCGUCGCACCGGUACUGGCCGCUGCCGCUACCUGAAGGUCGUCCACCGCAGGAUCAGGAACCACUUCAAGACCGACAUCAAGGCCUAA
Trypanosoma brucei brucei TREU927 is the source of this 255-nucleotide messenger RNA. RefSeq names its product 60S ribosomal protein L37, putative. Lineage: Eukaryota; Euglenozoa; Kinetoplastea; Trypanosomatida; Trypanosomatidae. The record is from RefSeq and is a predicted model, not a curated record. Gene Ontology annotation, biological process: translation. Gene Ontology annotation, molecular function: structural constituent of ribosome; RNA binding. Bases 1 to 255 code for a protein of 84 amino acids. Gene Ontology annotation, cellular component: ribosome; cytosolic large ribosomal subunit. The transcript has a single exon.